Molecule: messenger RNA, 1185 nt
Organism: Pyricularia pennisetigena
Lineage: Eukaryota; Fungi; Ascomycota; Sordariomycetes; Magnaporthales; Pyriculariaceae
Exons: 1
Coding region: 1-1185 (394 amino acids)
Molecular function (GO): oxidoreductase activity, acting on the CH-OH group of donors, NAD or NADP as acceptor
Source: RefSeq, a predicted model, not a curated record
AUGGAGGCAAACGCACAAGAGCUGGUGCUCAUCACGGGUGCUACCGGCCACGUCGGGUCGACAACCUUGGCCCACCUCAUCCGGGCUGGUUACAACGUCCGCGCCGUGGUGCGCUCCGAGGCCAAGUCUGCACAGCUGCUGGCCAGGCCGUCGAUCCAAAAGGCCAUCAAGCACAGCCGCAGGGUGAGCAACAGGUACCGCAGCCAGCUCACCACCACCACCAGCACCAGCCAGCUCUCCUUCGUCGUCGUGCCCGACAUCACGGCCCCGGGCGCCUACGACGAUGCAGUGGUCGGCGCCACGCUCGUCGUCCACAUCGCCAGCCCCCUCGUCACCGCCGACACGGUCCCACUCUCCAAGCACGAGGAGUACUUCCUCAGGCCGGCCGUGCGCGGCACGCUCGGACUGCUCGAGGCCGCCCGGGCCGCGGGGACCGUGAGGCGCGUGGUCGUCACAUCGUCCAUCGUCUCGCUCGUCCCCGUCGACAGGAUGGAGGGCAACCUGAGCCCCGAGGAGGCGCGGUCCCUGCCGCCCGUCCAGCCGACCGACAGGGUGCGGGACUCAGACGGGCCCUACACGUCCGAGUUCGCCGCCUACCACGGGUCCAAGGUGGCCUCGCUGGCGCACGCCGAGGAGUGGGUGGCGCGGGAGCGGCCGGGCUUCGACGUCGUCUACCUGCACCCGAGCUUCGUGCUGGGGCACAACGACGCGGCGACCACGCCGGCGCAGGCCCUCAAGGGCACCAACGCCGUCGUGCUGGCCAUGCUGCUGGGCCAGAGCUUCGGUCCGUACGCCGGCGCCACCGUCCACGUCGAGGACGUCGCGCGGGCGCACGUCGCCGCCCUGGCCGUCGACCGGGUCCCCGGCAACCAGAGCUACAUCUUGUCCGGCCCGAGGCCGACGACGUGGAACGACGCCAAGGAGAUCGUCCAGCGGAGGUUCCCCGAGGCCAUCAAGAGCAGGAUGCUUGUCACGAGGGGCAGCGUCGGCACCACGUACCUACCUUUCGACGUCUCCUUGACCGAAGAGACGUUUGGCUUUGAGUUCACCUCGUUCGAGGAGCAGGUGGUCAGCACAGUCGGACAGUUUAUCGAGUUGAGAAUGCAACAAAAGGCCGCCGCUUCGAGGAAAAGCGCAGCGGUCCGGGCGAGGGAGACUCUGCCAUCGGUUCGGGCAAACGCCUGA